Colletotrichum truncatum is the source of this 2808-nucleotide messenger RNA. The record is from RefSeq and is a predicted model, not a curated record. NCBI's taxonomy places the organism in Eukaryota, Fungi, Ascomycota, Sordariomycetes, Glomerellales, Glomerellaceae.
AUGUGGCAGUUGGAGCUUCUCUGUCAGGUGAUUCCAGCCUUCGGGGCACUGGGAAAAGAGUUUAUAGACCGCGAUCACAAUGAUGCGGAUCUCACCAGUGAUGCCAAUGAUUGCUACAGUGAUAUCGUCGUCAUUGGUACGGCCCUAGUCGCAUCAUGUGGAGAGUGGUCACCUGGUCUCAGAGGAGAAGAGGUGGAAAGGUUGUUGAAAGUUUUGGAAAGCCGGUUGCCACAAAAAUGGAAGCCGUUUGAAUUCAUCAAGACUUAUGCAAUGGCUGUUGACAAAAACACGAAACAGCGGCCGUUCAAAAAGCUGCAUGAUAUCGUCACACGUAUCGAAUCGCAUGGCCUCGGAGGUUACAAUGCUUGCGCCGAACUGUCCAGUCAGACAGAAGAUCAACGGCAAAGGUACCUGGACAUCAUUCGUCAGGACAUGAAAGUUGAGUUGUUUCAUGGGAAAGAGAAGACCUCCAAGUUGGUGCGCGAGAAGUUCAUCACACCGAUCAAAAUAGCUGCCACGCAUCUGUCCAAUGUGUAUUGCAGAGACCGGUCGACACAUGGCAAUUCUGAACUGAGUCUAUCUCAGCAUCCCAGCAGUGGGAUGAGGGACGCAGCAAACAGGAUUUAUAGUAUGCUGGAGCGCCACUGGCAAUGCAACUGCCAUCAGAGAGCUACCAGGCCAGAGAGGGCAAGAGAAGCGAGGCUCAGUUUAAUCCGACAUCAUAUAUUGGCGCUGAAGCUCUCUUCAGGUAGAACUUCUUCUCGAGGACUACUUCAAAAGGCUAAGUACGAAGUUCUUCUGCCUGUAUGCAAAGAACAGGUUGAGUGGAAGGUGACUAAUGUGGAGGUCAAUAAAGAAGCAUCCUGCAAUGUAAAAGUCGCUCAUGAAAGGCAUCAUGUUAGCCGAGACAUCUGCCAGUGGCUGAAGCAGAGUAAAGGCUACCAAGUCGACUUCAUGUUAGAGAAUGACAAAUUUUGGCAUCUGCGGCCCCAAAUUUCCGACGAUGUCGACCAUCGUACGAUCAUGGAACCUCUUCAACAGCUUCUGGGGAAUGGCAUGUCCAUUUCUCACAUAAUGAGGUAUACGCCAAAAGAGAAUCUCAUUCUCUGCUACGUCCUGGCAAACUCCAUGCUGUUUUUGUAUCCUGGAUCUUGGUUACACACGGCAUGGAAUAGUAGCAAGGUCUAUUUCAUCCGCCGGGCGAAUGCCCCGGCAUCCAAACCAGUCGCCCUAAACUUCCCCUACCUUUCAGUUGAUAUGCAGGAAAUAGAGGAACCUACUCGAAUCACAUGGCCCCAUAUGCAAUCCCAUGCUCAUCCAAGCAUUCUGGCACUCGGCAUACUCUUCUUAGAAAUCGCCACAGGGGCUUGCUUCCCGCGGAGACCUUACGCAACAAUUAUACCUACCGAGGAGCAGUGCACCGACGACCAUAAAGAGGCUUGGGGAUUACUGAAAAAGCUAGAAUUGCAGGCAGAGCGCGACAGAUCUAAACGGAUAUCUUCUACCCUGCUGAGGGUAAUUCGCGCUUGCAUAAAACUGGAGCCUCCGCACAACAUUCCAAGCCAUAGCCUUUUGGAGGAAGGCCCUAUUCGGCAGUACAUCUUGUCAUGUAUCAUUUUACCGCUGGCAUCGGAGCUUGUGGAUGGGUACAAAGUUCACUUAGAAGAGCUUCACAGUUCCUUGGAAAAGGAGUUGAAGAGCUUCGAUGUGACUGGAGAACAAAGACCAAACAACGUUGCUAGUGUUUUGCCAGGGAAUGACCUUGGCAUUUCAGAGCAGGAAAGAGACGACCCCGUACCGAAAAACUCAGAGAGAAACGAGCUAUGCCUCAUGGCAGAUUGUGGUGAGAGCGAGGUGGCAGUUGACAGAGUAGCAUUAUCUAGAACAAAAGAGUGGUUCGGAUAUCACCAAGAUAUUCUCUCUCGAAUAAAUCAACAGCUGCACGAUUCGGAAAUACCACAGACACGGAAGGUCAGAAUUGCCAUUCUAGACAGCGGCAUUGAGUUAACUCCGGAUCACCGGGACUUGUACGACCUCGAGCCCAGAAUAUCGUACAGAAGUUGGGUCGACAAAGAUCCCGAAUGGAGGGAUGACGUUGGACAUGGCACGCACCUUGCCAUUCUUCUCCGAAAGGUUGCACCGAACGCUGCAAUUUACGUAGCAAGGGUCUUCAAAAAGAAGCCGCGAGGCGACGCAUCUGCACAAAUUAUUGCCGAGGCUCUUCGACAUGCGGUCGACAUCUGGGCUGUUGAUAUCGUAGUCAUGUCAUUCGGGUUCGGUAGUAGAAACGACCAUCUGUGCGAAGAGAUCCAGAAGGCGGCUGGAAAAGGCGUGCUAAUGUUUGCAGCCGCGUCUAAUGGAGGGAAAAAUAGACAAGAUGGUAUAUCGUGGCCCGCACGGGAAGAAAACGUCAUCUGCGUCCACUCUGCAGACGGCCUGGGGAACCGCUCUGCAUUCACACCGAGCCCUAGAGACAAUAUGCGGAUCAUGGUGCUCGGGGAAUGUAUCAACUCGGCGUGGCCGGAGAAACUAAGUUCACCCAACAAUCAUAAGCACAUGAGCGGUACGUCUUGCGCGGCACCGAUCGCCGCCGGCAUAGCAGCAACCGUCCUUGACUACUCAAGGGGUUUUCUGAGUCAGAAGGACUGGGACCGACUUCGAAAAACAGGACCCAUGCGGCGAAUGUUUUAUACAAUGAGAGAUCCAGACAGUCACGAUGGAUAUUGGUGGAUUAAGCAUUGGACGCUGUUUGAUCCGGAUCAGAGCGAUACUUGGAUUCAAGAGGAGAUCAAACGAUACCUCAGUUGA